This is a messenger RNA of Cydia fagiglandana, 5151 nucleotides long. It is a transcript of the gene CoRest, whose product is annotated as REST corepressor 1. Gene Ontology annotation, molecular function: transcription corepressor activity. The record is from RefSeq and is a predicted model, not a curated record. Gene Ontology annotation, biological process: regulation of transcription by RNA polymerase II; negative regulation of DNA-templated transcription. The transcript has 12 exons. NCBI's taxonomy places the organism in Eukaryota, Metazoa, Arthropoda, Insecta, Lepidoptera, Tortricidae. Gene Ontology annotation, cellular component: transcription regulator complex; histone deacetylase complex. Bases 232 to 1827 code for a protein of 531 amino acids.
ACAAACACGAAGUGAAUGCCGCAAGUCAAGUACAGACGCCAUUAAAUGAACCGUUGCGUAUCGUAGCUGGUUUGUCAAAUUAUUGAUGCGGUGGUUUGAAUUGAAGUGCGAAGCUCCGCAUUUCCAAUAAUAUUCGUUUUUAUAUAGUAUAUUUUAAUUUAAGUAAAUGAAUUUGUGAUUUGUGUAAAAUUGAGUUUAUAUUAUUUGUCUUAAGUGCUUAUUUAGUUAAUCAUGGUUCUGGCGGAACGAAGUAAUGAUGUUCGAAACGGGAAGCGGUCGAGAGGGCCUAGCCCCAAUGGCCAUGGAAGUCCAGAUUCCAGUUCUGAGGAUGAAAAUGUAGUGCCAUUUGCAGCUGAGAAGAUAAGAGUAGGACGGGAUUACCAGGCAGUGUGCCCCGAGCUGGAACCCUUGGAACAGCGAAGACCCGAACUCAUUUCUGACAGAGCGUUGCUUGUCUGGUCACCUACUUGUGACAUAUCUGAUUUGAAAUUGGACGAAUACAUAACUAUAGCUAAAGAAAAAUAUGGAUAUAACGGUGAACAAGCACUUGGUAUGCUAUUCUGGCAUAAACAUGACUUAAAUAGGGCCUCAAUGGAUUUGGCAAACUUCACACCCUUUCCGGAUGAGUGGACAGUGGAGGAUAAAGUGCUGUUUGAGCAAGCAUUCCAGUUUCAUGGCAAAAGUUUUCACAGAAUUAGGCAGAUGUUACCUGAUAAAUCAAUAGCAUCAUUAGUUAAAUAUUACUAUUCAUGGAAAAAAACAAGAGCACGGACAUCACUGAUGGAUGUGGUCGGUGAAGGACGCACCGCUACAGGAUCAGGCACAGGCAAGCGGGACUCUGGUGCUGGCUCAGAGCCCGGAGGCUCCGACAAGGAGUCUGAUAAUGAUGAGAAGAAGUGGACUAUCCAUCGGGGUAUUGUCCGCGGGAGCAGGUCGCCCGGCCCGGCGACGCGCGGCGAGCGCAGCGGCUCGCAAGGCGCCCAGGGCGAGAACGGCGGCGAGGGCGCGGGCAAGUGGUGCUCGGUGUGCGGCAUUCAAUGCUCCCAGACCACGGCGCACAACUCGCAAAAGCUGUGUCAGGCCUGCCUCGUGCACGCCAGACGCACGGGGACGAUGAGACCGCUCUGUGGCCCGUCGGGGCGGCGCGGGCCCGGCUCCAAACAGCAGCGAUACAAGCACCGGCUGCCGAGAGGCAUUUACAUCAAUCAUGAUGAUCUGGUGGCCAUGGCGACCGGCCCGCAGCCCGGCGAGCCUUCGCAGCCCGGGCUCGUCAAUCAGGGCGAGGCGAUGCUCAAAGCCAUGGACAGAGAAAUUAUAUCUCUCAAGAGACAAGUGCAACAGAAUAAGCAGCAAUUGAGUGCAAUGAAGCGUAAAGUCGGAGACAGUGGCGUUGAGGAACUGAGGCCUGGUGAGCCUCCAGCCAAAAUUAACUCGCGUUGGACUAAUGAUGAACUAUUAAUGGCCGUGACAGCAGUUAGGAAAUACGGCAAAGACUUCCAGGCCAUCGCAGAGACACUGGGCACGAAGACCGAAGCGCACGUACGCACGUUCUUCAUCUCGUACCGUCGACGAUACAACCUGGACGCCGUGCCGGGAGAGCAUGAGGCCGACCGCGGCAACGCCAACCACAUACCCGCAGGAACCACAAGCACGGAGAACGCUGAAAGUGCCGUUGAUAACGCUAAUGCUAACAAUGGGACAUCUUCCCCACAAAUCACAUCUAAGGAUGAAAAAACGGAAGUAGACAGCGAGGGCGUAGCCAUCGGCGCGCCGGCGGAGCAGGGCGGGCCGCCCACCACGCCGCCCAAGCACAAGCCCACCAAGUGAUGCGCACCAACACACCCUGGCAAACACUGCUACACCUAACCAACACCAACAGGUCAUGUAACAUAGUAGGAUCAGGACCUCGCGGGUCACAGGCUCUUUCGGUCCUAAUAGAAGAAGGGUGUCCCAAAAAUGUAUACGUUAUCGUCGUAAGGUUGGUGCCCCAACUUAAGUACCCACGUUGCCAUACUAACUGUAUAGAAAAGUGGAUACUUACGUUUGAAUAGAGUAGGAAUGAUAUCAUGGACACUUUUCUUCCAUUACGAUAAAAGAAUUUGGCAAUUCUGUGUAGAAAUAAAACAUGUUAUUUUCAUGGAAUAGAAAAGUGAGGGGUGCGUUUCGCCUCGAUCUCAAAAUGCCACAUUUUUAUUAAUGUUCUGAAGUAUCCUUGAAUUGUAUAGUUUGGUGUAGGUUAAAAAUGCGAUAUUUUGGGAUGAAGCCAUAUUUAGGUGCAUAUAUUUGACAAUUUUAAUGAAUUUAUAGAGUCAUUGUAUCACUUGCUUUUCAUCCAUAGUAAAUCACAGAAUGAUUUGCUAAGUUUGCUGAAAUGAGUGUAUCGAAGCAAUAUAUUCACAAUUAGAAUAUUUAUUCUAUGACAUUUCUUAAAUUUCUUAUGUAAUGAAUUUUAAUUUUCCUACCGGGAUAUGUAGUACCUAAUUAAAUCUUGUGAUGAUAAGAAAUAAUUUAGACAUUUUUUAAAUAAAAAGAAAUAAAAUGUUUAACCCUCGUAGAACAUGCAAUAGGGUUGUCAAGCUAUUAGUAUCUUACUAUCAAGUAUUGUCACAAAAGAACAUUCGUGUUGCUAUAACAUUCUGAAUUCGCCUAAUAUACACCACAGAUAGGGCUAUUUUGAAAUAUUUAAAACAACAGUGUGAUCAGUGAUCAGUCAGUAUUUCGCAAAUGUGAUAAAAAUGAUAUAGUAAUUUGACAAUCUGUCAAGUACUGUCAUAUGUCAUAUUAUCGCAUUUCACUUUUGCGAAAUAAUGCCUCGUUGUAAAUCCAGAUCCUUAGACGUCAUAGGCUCAAUGUGAUGCACAAAAUGUGCACAUGUAAAACGAUAUUGUGCUAAAUGUAAUAAAUAAAUUAUGGAAGAUACAAGUGAUGUAGAUGAUGUUUUGGCGGUUGUAUAUUAAAAAGGACAGAGUACCUACUGUCAGUAUCAGUAUACGCUUCAGGAAAGCAUCAUUUUAUUGAAUUGGAUUAUUCAAGUUAUAAGACUAGGUUUUGUGAAGGCAAGUUUCACGUCACAUGAUAAACAUCGAAGUACUGGUUUAGUAUGACAUGCUUAUUACUGGCUUUUAUAAAAUCCAUGCUUACAGUCACAUUUUGUUGACUUCUAAACGAAUGAUAAGGGUAUAUUCAUAAAAUAAUCACUGUUUGGCUAUUAAUGGAUGCAUCACGGCAGAUGUGACGUCCCACGGUUAAAGGUACCUUAUGGCGCUUACGGUAUUAUUAACGCCGCUCCAAUACUGUUGCGGUGCUAUAUGCGACAUAAGCGACAGCUGCCAUAAGGUACCUUUCCCGUGGAAAGUCACAAAUUUUAAACUAAACACUAUCAAUGAUCUCCCUGGAUUUGUGUGAUAGCGUUUCUAAGGUAUAGAAAUAUAUUCACUUGCCUUGAAUGAGGAUAAAUUAUGUCUCGUAUACUCGCAUCUUAAUAUACGCAUAUGACAGAGUACUGCAAAUAUUGCGGUGUUACUGAUAAUAGUUUUGUAUUCUGUAUAAGUAAGAGCAAAUAGUAGCUAGGCAUUUUCAUGUAGUCUUUAAUUUAUGGAUAAGUAUAUUAUCAAUUUUAUAUGUCCACGUCGCUUAUAGUUUUACGUUAAAACUAACAUACAAUCUAGAUAUCUAGAUAGACUAUAUUCUACGAUGCCCGAAGUAUGACAUUCUUGGUUAUUUUGAGAACAUUAUGUAUAAUAACUAAAUAUUUCGAAGCAAUGUAAAUAUCUUAAGAUAGGUAAGCAUCAGUUUUAUUUUGCACAUAUCUUAGGGUGGUAUUCCAACUGUCCAAUAUCUUUGUCCAAUGUCAUUGCGUCUCACUCUAAUUAAGCAAAAUGUGAGACAAAACACAUUGGACAUGUGGAAUACAACUCUUAUACACUCUUGAUUCUGGUCUGAAGCUGGCUUGGUAGUUUACAUGGGGUCAACAUUAAAAUUUAAAUUUAUGACCGAAAUAAUGUAUGUCUGCUACCAGUCAAAUAAACUUCAAAAUCGGGCAAUAAGCCUUUAUUGUUCCAAAUAGUAAAUUAGUUAAAUCUAGUAGGAGCAGAUGAUAUAUCAAAAAUAAUAUACUAUUAACGAUAUUUUUGUAUGUUAAAGGACAGCUCACAGUUUAGGGCAAUUAUGUGUGGAAGCGUGUUUUUAUAGUUUGAAAUUUAACCUUAUUUUAUAGUAUUAUAACUAUUUUAAAUCUUAUUCUAAAUAGAUUUCGUUCAAUUUAGGUUAAUGGAUUUAUACUUGCGUAAUUUUAAAGCAUAAUGUACUAGUUUUAAUGUACGUACAUCACGAAUGAGAUGAUAUAUAUCGGGUCUUACCGAACCGAAGACGUCGUUACCGAUAUUAUGUUUUUAUUGCCGUAGUGAUGUUUCAGUUUUGUGUGUAACUAACACCAGAUAUAAGCAUUUUCAAUGAAAUAUAAGCACUUCGUAUUUCUCUUAAAAACAUUUGGCUACUUGUUUCGAUAAUAACAGGGAAAUGUCCGCCUAAAAGUCUUUUUCGCUGUUCUAGCUUUCUAACACAUUGACGUAAUAUGUUUAUUUCAUAAUUUUGUAUAUUUUUAAUUUUAAGCGGGAUCAUCUUCGCUUCAAUAUGUGAUCAUGUAUUCCGAUUGAACUUAUUUUUAAGCUGGUACUGGUUUUUCAUUAUUGUACCCUAGACUUGCUGAACGCUUGUAAAUAUUUAAAACGCUGACAUUACUAUUUGCUUGUAAUAAUCCAAUUUUUAAAGUUCCGGAAUAAUUCGUCGGACACAUCUUGAAAUAUAUUAGAAAAAAUCGUUAGUCUUAUUUUACAUGUGUCAACAACUCCAAAGAAAUCCACACAAUGAAGUCAUCUUAUUUAUUGAUGCUAAUUAGAGCAAGUAAGGUAAUUGUUGCUGAAUUAAAUUAUUUUUUUAUUUAGAAAUGAUGUGUUCUGUAUAUUAAGGAUAUUAAUCAUUUUCGUUUAUGAAGUUCUUUAUUAUUUAAGUUAAAGCUCAAAUAACCCGUGUUAGUCUACGAGUAACGCUCUGAAUGACUUAUGGUUUCUACAAAUUAUUAGGUACAAUGUUUAAAAUCGAGGAAGCUUUGAUUUUGGUUUAAGGAUAUUAAAUAAGCAUAAGUACGUUAAA